Messenger RNA from Alternaria hordeiaustralica, 1119 nucleotides. RefSeq lists its product as uncharacterized. Bases 1 to 1119 code for a protein of 372 amino acids. NCBI's taxonomy places the organism in Eukaryota, Fungi, Ascomycota, Dothideomycetes, Pleosporales, Pleosporaceae. The record is from RefSeq and is a predicted model, not a curated record. The transcript has a single exon.
AUGGCAAGAUUUGACGAAUUCCCGGCAGAGUUGCGCAACAUGGUUUACGACAACCUUCUCCGCGAUCGUCAUACUCAGCAGCAAACUCACAACUCUCUUGCACUCUUCACCGUCUCAAAACAGGUGCAUCUAGAGUCCACCUCUUACUUCUACAAGAACAAUCCCAUCAGCACCGUCGCCCCGUCGUCGCCUACAGACGCCAACGCCACCGUGCUUCCUCCUAUCGCCGAUAGGUACCUUCGAUUCCUAAGUCGACUCACCGUAUCUGCCACGAUUGGGCGAGCGAAUUCGGAAAGGGAGCGCAAGAUCGCCGAUACCAUAGCAUCACUAGCAACUAUCGGCGCAGCCUUCGAGGACCUGGAAAUUAACAUUCAAUCCUCCUUGUCAAGGCUUACGAAUUCACGCGUCGAUGACUCCGUACUGCACGCCGACCAUCCCAUCACGGCUUCGUUGCGACGACUGCUCGAUUCUGGAGUGGCAAAAGUCUUGCGCCUCGAUCUCCACAAGGUCUGGUUUGCGCCCGGUAUCGCCCAAGACCUUCACGUGCGAUACGGCACCCGACUCCAGUUCGUGGGAGGCAGCAACGCCGUCAAGGACCCACUCAGCAUGGAAAGGUCUCUAAUUGGCGUUUCUGCAAGCUCUCAUCUGACCACCUUAGGUGUCGAUGACGAAGUCAUGGCCAACGCUUGCUCGGACGAUGCGUACACUCCUCGGACUCCAGCUUCUCUUCCGUCUUCUAUCUGUUCACCAUUCGAAGAUCUGGACAUGUUCUCGGUGACGUCGUUCGAUCUCAACUCGGAAACCACUGCCGACAACGAAGAGUCCAUGGAGUACGCGAACGAGGGCUCAUUUUUCUCGGGCGCCGACAUCGAAGAAUGGGAGGCCUCAACACAGGCGGCGGAACAGGAAGAACCGAAACACCAGUACGACAUCGAAAUCGACGAUGACUACGAUGAGGAUGAGGAGAUGGAAGACAUAUCGCAAGACGAUAUGGAGGCGAUCUUUGGCAAUCUGGAGGAGACCGCUCAUCAUGUUGCCAAUGAUGCUGACAUUUCAUACAUGACUAACUUUGCGCCUGAGCUGCUCUUGACUCGGCACAAUCUUGGUCAUCUGGAAUGA